CGCACAGGCGCACAGCACUGUAUCCUAGUACAAAUACAAAUUUGAAAGAUAGAAUCAAACUCGAACUUGUAAAUAAAUAAUGUGUGCUCGCUUGGUGACCCAUUGCAAAUAAAAAAUUACUAUAAAAUUGUUGUUUACCAACAAUGGCAUUUUCAUUUGGUUCAAAUACUACUACUCAAAACACACCUUUCGGCAAUACUGCCGCCAAACCAUCAUUUGCCUUUGGUGGUACAAACACAGCGACAACUAGCCAAGCUGGGUUUGGUUUUGGCACUAACACAACAUCGUCAGGUUUUGGAGCAUUUGGUUCUACUACAACAAGUACAGCUACGCCAUUUGGUGGGCUAGGAAGUGCUCCAGCGUCAACUGCCCCUUCACUCUUUGGUGGUACUGGAUUUGGUGCUACAGCUAAUAAACCGGCUGCAGGUUUUGGUGCAGGUGGCUUUGGAACUUCCACAUUUGGUACAGGUAGUACGUUUGGUACUAGCACAGUGGCACCUUUUGGCAGUUCUGCCCCUACUUUUGGUACUGGUACCAACACACUUGGUGGUAAUACUUUUGGAGGCUCGUCAUUUGGUGUUGGUACCAAUUUUGGUUCAACAUUUGGUCCUAAGCCAGCUACAACUGGAUUUGGAGGAUUUGGUACAGGCCUAGGUACUGCAAAUACAUUUGGACAGCCACAACAGCAACCACAACCGCAGCAAGGUCCAACAUCGGCUCAGGAAGCAUUAGUUGCAGCGGUCUUCAAUUGCUGCGUUUUUGGAGAUGAACGGGAUCAGGUCCUUGCUAAGUGGAAUCUCCUGCAGGCCCAGUGGGGCACAGGAAAAGCAUAUUACGCCAAUGCACCACCUUUGGAAUUAAAUGAGCAGAAUCCGCUAUGCCGCUUCAAGGCCGUCGGGUACUCCCGGAUCGGUGGCCGCGAGGAUAAGGAGGGACAUGUCGCCAUGCUGUUUAAUAAGCCUGAACAGGACAUUAAAAACAAUCAACAGGCUCUUAUGACUUCAAUUAUGGGCCUGUUGGGAAACAAACCCAACUUAGAAGUAAAAAUUGAUUCCAUCAAGGCAGUCUCAGAAAACAAGACUCAGAUAGUAAUAUAUGUAGUAGACAAAGGCGCGGGGGGGUUGCACGUAUCAGCGUCGGAGUUAGCGACGUUCAUGAACUCGGGCAAUGUGAAGAAUGCAUUGGUAGGGGCUGGGUGUCCGGCAGUCACUGCCGUUACUAGACCGUCGCCGCAGGUGCUCGCUCAGUACUUACAAACGCCACCUCCAGGCAUGGAUCAAAGGCUAUGGAAACAAGCCCAGGCCGAUAAUCCAGACCCAGACAACUACAUUCCAGUACCUAUGAUUGGAUUUUCUGAGUUAAAGUUUCGCGCACGCUGCCAAGCGGAGGAAGCGAGUCUGCAAGCUAGUUGGCUGAAGCGAGCCGCCGAGGAGCUGGGUGAGCUGCGCACGCGUCGCGCCGCCUCCGCCGCGAGACUGGCUCAACUAUCCGCACGCCUGGCAGGGCUGAGGCACACGUUGCUGCAGGUGACGGCGCGCCGUGAAGUGAUAGGCCGCGUAGGCGCAGCGCUAUCGCCUGAAGAAGAGGCAAUACGGGCGCGGCUGCACGAGCUCGCUUCGCAACUCGCUGCGCCGCCGUUGUACAAUGGUCGCCUGAACGAGUUACUUUGCGCAGUGCGGCUUCAGCGCAGCGCGAGUACCGGCGCGCCACUCGAGAGAUACCAUCUCGAUCCGGGUGCCCAAGAAGACGUGAAGCAGUUCCUCUCACUUCAACAACGCGGAAUGGCGCAUCUCAUGGACACAGCAAAGAAGGACCUCGCCGCACUCAAUACUAUCGCGGAAGGCAUGGCUCGACUGGUCCGGGGCUAGUCUCUUUCUAAUAAUCUUGUCUUUUUCCUUCUUUUGUUUUGAACGUACGGUUUAACACUUAAACGGAUUCGUCAUAGCAUCUUUGCUAAAUGUUGUGACACUGAUGUGCACUUGUACUAAACUUAAGUAGGCCUUAAAGUAAUGACUAAAUUGAUGAGACACUUAACACAAUGUAUUAAGAGUUUCUUUUGCAUUGCAAGCAAUGGUUUAAGAUGUACUUAAGUUUACUGCAAGAGGACUUAAGUCAGCAGCCUUGUCAAAUGGCAUCGCCGUAUGAAAAGAGUAAAGACAGACAUUCUACUGACAAUACAAAGAUAAAUGUUAAAACUCAACACUAGCGCAUCGUUGUAAUUUGUACGCCUUCACUUAUUCAUUCGAGCGCAUUUGUGUUACAAACGUACGCGUAAUAUUUGGAAUAAAUAUAAUUAGAGACCGGUUGUUGAAGUUUAUUCAAUUAUUAUAAUCUACGUUUGUACUCAA
Hyposmocoma kahamanoa is the source of this 2348-nucleotide messenger RNA. It is a transcript of the gene Nup54, whose product is annotated as probable nucleoporin Nup54. Gene Ontology annotation, biological process: protein localization to nuclear inner membrane; nuclear pore organization; NLS-bearing protein import into nucleus. Gene Ontology annotation, cellular component: nuclear pore; nuclear pore central transport channel. Lineage: Eukaryota; Metazoa; Arthropoda; Insecta; Lepidoptera; Cosmopterigidae. Gene Ontology annotation, molecular function: structural constituent of nuclear pore. The transcript has 12 exons. The record is from RefSeq and is a predicted model, not a curated record. The coding region runs from base 144 to 1868 and encodes 574 amino acids.